AUGAGCGACCAUGAAGACCUCGUCGACUACGGACUCGAGGACGAAAGCCCCGACCAGGACAUGGAAAGUGUUAGCGGGAUGGCAGAGCAGGUCUCUACCUCGACCAUCGGGACGAUAGCUCUUCCGACGGAAACGGAAGUGCUCCUCGCCGAGCGUGUUGCGGAACUGGAGCGCGAGAGGGAUGCGCUUACCGCAAGGGUGAAGGAGCUCGAACGACCAAACAGCAGUGCCGGCGAUGAAAAUGCUCCGAUAUCGAUCCCGCCAGCGCUGGUGCCAGUCCUCGCCCUGCUCAGGCAGCACAUUCGCGAGUUGACGAGGGAGAACUCCGCACUACGAUACACAUUCCUCGGGUCACAUACACCAGCCCGCCAAGAGGUCAUCUCCCUCAGUGUAGGCGCAACGCCGCCGACGACGGGCGAUGUGUCACCUGCGACUCCCCUCGAACCGAUGUCUGCUGGGCGGACCCCUCUAAUGGACCACAAGGCUGUGUCGACUGCGCCCGACGUCGACCUCGAGGCGGUCUUGACCCGCGUGAAGACGCUCAUGCUGGAGAACGAGGAGCUGGGCGACCUCGUCGCUGAGACGGGUCAGGCGAGCAGCGACGAGUGGCUCAAGGCGCUCGAGGACUCGCGGGCCGUCAUUGCCUCUCUGGAUUCCGAUCUGAACGAGAACCUCACUGUUGUCGAGAAGCUCCGCGCAGAGCUGGACGGUUACAAGGCGCGGUUCGGGUCUCUGGACGCUCAUGGUCAUCCCCACGGACAAGGACAAUCCCAAUCUCACGGACAAUCACACCAUGACGGAAGACAGCGUGGGGGGCGUGGUGGGGGCGGCGCCCGCGACGUCGACAGGAGGAACAACGGCCGUCGCGACGGCCGCGACGGGUAUCGGCCUAACCACGACGAUACUCACGCUCGCGAUACCCGUGAUGGUGGGCGUGAAAGGAACGAUCGGAACGACCGGAACGACCGCGGCGACAGAGACCGUGGGCAGGCGCGAGACGGUCGCGAUGGGCAGGGGCGUGAUGGGCAUCGGGACGGGCGGGACGGUCCGACGGCGAACCACCGCGGUGGCGAUCGGGGAGACCGGAGCGACCGCGGAGAACGCAGCGACCGCAGCGACAGGAGGUGGAAGGACGGGCCGAAUGCGAACCACCGCGGCGGGGGCGACGCCGGACUGCAGAUCCUUGGCCGCGCGACCCAGGAUGCCAAGGACGACAGGGCUUAUAAGCGGAGGCGAUAG
This is a messenger RNA of Trichosporon asahii var. asahii CBS 2479, 1239 nucleotides long. RefSeq lists its product as uncharacterized. NCBI's taxonomy places the organism in Eukaryota, Fungi, Basidiomycota, Tremellomycetes, Trichosporonales, Trichosporonaceae. The record is from RefSeq and is a predicted model, not a curated record. The transcript has 5 exons. The coding region runs from base 1 to 1239 and encodes 412 amino acids.